Messenger RNA from Ostertagia ostertagi, 432 nucleotides. Lineage: Eukaryota; Metazoa; Nematoda; Chromadorea; Rhabditida; Trichostrongylidae. The record is from the annotation of a GenBank genome assembly.
AUGGAAUCUUGGUGGCUUACUCGAAAUAUCGUGCUGCCAGAGAUGGCCUUAGAAAGAAAGCAAAGUUUCCAUAGAAUGGAUAUCUUCAAGACGGACUUAGGUGCAUUCAACACCGCUGUUAUAUUCGGCGCUGAGAAUUUGAUGAGCGAUAUGGUACCAAAGCUCAGUGAAAUGAGAUCUGGCACUUCGCUUGUGGCAUGCCGAUUUCCGCUCCCUGAAUGUGGUCACUUCCAAUCUAUUGCUCAAAUUGGUGAAGGUAUCGACGCAGUCUACUUCUACAAGUUCUUCACCCUAACUCCGGAACAAUUCAAAACAUAUCAGCUAGAGAGGAAAGAACUAGUACGAGAGAGGGCGAAAUACGGGAAUAGUUUAUGGAUACCGUUCUAUUCCAAAGGAGAGCUUGUACGUGAAGAAUCUCAACAGUCUGAUUGA